UGCUGGUUGUUCCAAAUGCAAAAUAAAAAUUACUAGCAUUUGUAGAAACUAUCGAUUGUGUUUUGUCAUACUUGGAUUGGAGAUAUUAAGUAGACAGUUUGUCGGCCCUUUUACUAUGCACUUCUUAAUGCUCGUUUCUUUCAGGAAAAACAGUGUGAGUUUCAAUUAAAAAACCCUGAAAUCUUAAAAUUUUCCUUCUCAUUUUGUAUCCCCUUGAGAAUUCGGGAGAAAAAUAAUGUCCUUGAAGAGUAGAGGAGAAUUUGUCUCAAGGAAUGUUGUGUCAAGGAACUUGGCUCUUUUUCUGUGUGUUUGCUGCUUCUGUGCAGGGAUGUUUUUUACUAACAGGGUUCAGAUUAUGCCUGAAGUUCAACACAUUGCACGAACAUCUAAACUUGAAGACGGAGGGAUAAAGUCAAAGGGUUGUUAUACAGAUCUUGUUUUGAAACAUAAUUCCAACGACAGUUUAGGAGGUGGUUCAAGAGUCCAUGAUGCUAUUGAAGAACAGGACAUAAAAAUUUCAGAAUUAGAGAGGAAAUUAGGUGCUGAUAGAGCUGAGUAUGAGUCUAUGGUGCACAGUCCUCCAGUAGAAGGAAACAUCAAGUCACCUUCAAAAAGAAAAUACUUUAUGGUGAUUGGAAUAAAUACAGCUUUUAGUAGCCGAAAAAGAAGAGACUCAGUUCGCGAAACUUGGAUGCCACAAGGCGAAAAAAGAAAAAAGCUGGAGGAAGAGAAAGGCAUCAUAAUACGAUUUGUUAUAGGUCACAGUGCAACAUCCGGUGGUAUUCUUGAUAGAGCUAUCGAAGCAGAGGAAAUGUUGCAUGGAGACUUCUUGAGGCUGGACCAUGUUGAGGGCUACCUGGAAUUGUCAGCCAAGACUAAGAGUUACUUCUCCACUGCUGUUGCCACAUGGGAUGCAGAAUUUUAUGUCAAAGUCGAUGACGAUGUUCAUGUUAAUUUAGCAACACUUGGAACGACCUUAGCUAGUCAUCGUAUGACACCUCGUCUUUACAUUGGUUGCAUGAAGUCCGGUCCCGUCCUUGCUAGAAAAGGAGUGAAAUACUAUGAACCAGAAUACUGGAAAUUUGGUGAGGUUGGAAAUAAAUACUUCCGGCAUGCUACCGGACAAUUAUAUGCUAUAUCAAGAGGUUUAGCUAUGUACAUAUCACUGAAUCAGCAUGUCCUGCACAAAUACACCAAUGAAGAUGUUUCAUUGGGGUCUUGGUUAAUUGGUUUAGAUGUGGAGCAUGUGGAUGAUCGAAGAUUGUGCUGUGGUACGCCGCCUGAUUGCGAGUGGAAGGCACAGAUGGGCAAAACCUGCGUUGCCUCAUUUGACUGGAGAUGCAGUGGCAUUUGCCGGUCUGUCGAGAGGAUCAAAGAAGUUCAUGAGCUCUGUGGUGAAGCUAAGGAUGCAUUAUGGCAGUCAAGUUUCUGAGACAUCGCCUGCUGCUCUUCCAAACUUAGGAAUGGCAAAUACUGAAGAACUCCAACACAUGCAUAUUUGAGUAUGUGCGUAUGGAAAAUGUAUAUGUAAUCCCAGAAUACAGAACUAGGACAAAGGAAGACAUAGGCUAAGCCAUCUAGAUUCUACUCCUCCAUUUUCAUGCUCAGAGGAAUUAAUUUUUUUUAUAUGGCUGGAGAACUGUAUUACAGGUUCCCUACCAUAAAUGAAAACAAUAAUAAUACUAGUUAUUGUAAAACUGCAUGUCUACCUUUUCAUUCGUAUAAAUUAAAUAUGUUCUGCAACAUGUUUCAUUAGUUU
This is a messenger RNA of Mangifera indica (mango), 1759 nucleotides long. Its product is annotated as probable beta-1,3-galactosyltransferase 3. Gene Ontology annotation, cellular component: Golgi membrane. Gene Ontology annotation, molecular function: hexosyltransferase activity. The record is from RefSeq and is a predicted model, not a curated record. Lineage: Eukaryota; Viridiplantae; Streptophyta; Magnoliopsida; Sapindales; Anacardiaceae. Bases 236 to 1432 code for a protein of 398 amino acids. The transcript has 11 exons.